Messenger RNA from Musa acuminata AAA Group (dessert banana), 2369 nucleotides. Its product is annotated as ASC1-like protein 1. Gene Ontology annotation, molecular function: sphingosine N-acyltransferase activity. The transcript has 5 exons. The record is from RefSeq and is a predicted model, not a curated record. Gene Ontology annotation, biological process: ceramide biosynthetic process. NCBI's taxonomy places the organism in Eukaryota, Viridiplantae, Streptophyta, Magnoliopsida, Zingiberales, Musaceae. The coding region runs from base 977 to 1603 and encodes 208 amino acids.
UUCUGCCCCAAGUCCUGAGGGAAUGUUGGAGGAUCCUGUGCAGCUUUGGUUGGGAGGCACCUGCAGCAAGGCUUUGAGCCCUUUGAUGGCAGAAACAAAUCCCCUUUUGGAAGGACUCCAGUUUCUCCAACUCCCCUGCAUUGAUAUCUACUCUGAUUGCUUGGAGAUAGUGAACAUUGCAAAAGGAAUCAAUCCUAUUCCCUGGUUUUUGAGGAAUAUGUUGCUAGAUAGCUUCUUCCUUUUUUAUUCACUACAUGUCCUAGGUAUUUACCAUGUCCCCAGGGCUCAUAAUUGUGUAAGCCACACCUUGGCCAAUUUUGCAAGAUCCCAGUUUUCCAGCUUUAUGUUUUCUGCUGCUGAUUCCCUCGUUGCUCAGUUUAUAACACAGCUUUGAUCAAUAGAUAGUUACCUUUGUUAAAAAAAAAAAGAAACUGUAUGAAUUAUUUGUUGAAUGUUUUACUAUUCUUUGAGUACAGCUGAGUUAAUCCCAUGGAGUUUGUUAGCUCCACCAUGUCCCCCUUAUAUCCAGUGUAUGGUACGAUGCAUACGCUGACAUUCAAUUCUAGACAUAAUGGUAUGCGUCUUAGCGUCUAAUAUGGUAGAAUUCUUGCAUCUACCCCAACAAAUAAUGUGGUUUGACUAUUUUUGUCAGGCACUUGACAAACUCUUUUAAGUUUUUGGUCACAUAUGUACUUAUAUGUUGAUAACAUAAAACAAUCGUUUUUUGCUUUUUCAAGUUUCUGAAAAGCUUGUAAUAUUUUACAUUUGAUGACAAGAAUAUAUAAGCAUUAUAUCAAUUACAAGGAUUAUUAUUCUUUACAUUUGCCUAUAUUUCCUUAGCAUGCAUCUGAUUCUGAUGGAUAGUCCAUAUCAAAGAAAGAAUGGUUGUCUUAGCAUCCAUAUGUUGUUUGGUUUAUGGAUUCCAGAUGUUUCAUUUCUUGUUUAAUUCACUUUUAGCAGUUGUUCAUUUAUACCUAUGGAAUAUCUCAUUCUCAUUCUGAAUAUAAUGUUUUUCUCAAUCUCUAGACAUUGGCUAUGCAGCUUAUACCUAGAAAAGUUCAUGGAAAUUUCAGUACGGAAAAUGAAAGGAGAAGAAAAAUUAACAAAUUUAAGGAAUCAGCAUGGAAGAGUGUUUAUUUUCUUUCAGGAGAGUCUCUGUUCCUGCCUGUUACAUACAGUGAACCAUGGUUUACAAAGUACCAGAUACUUAUGGAUAGGACCAGGAGAUCAGGUCUGGCCAGAUCAGAAAAUAAAGCAGUUUACACGUAUGCUGCUGCAUUCUACGCAUCCUCCAUAUUUGCACUAUGUUCUGGGAAACAAGACAAUCCGAUUUCGAUGUGUCAAUGCCUAUCAUUUAGCAACUUUGGUUCUUAUUCAGCCGUCUUACAUACUCAGUUUUGCUCAUGUUGGUUCAGUCGUUUUCGCCAGACAUGAGGCAAGUGAUGUGUUUUUGGAAGUGGGAAGAUGGCCAAGUAUAAUGGCUCUGAAUGGUUUGCUAACACAUCAUUUCUUCUGUUUGUUGCAUCACGGAUUUUACCUUGGCUUGCGUACCAUCCAUUCUGGAUCCUCCGAAGUACAAGGACAACAAGAAGCACAAGUUUGAAGGACAACACUCUUCUAUUCUCGCUACUUGUUCUUCACAUGUAUUGGUGGGUUUUGAUCUACCAGACUCUUGUAAAAGAAAUCAUGGCUAGAGGUAGUGUUGGAGACGAUAUUCGAUCGGAUUCAGAGAGUGAAGAGGAACAUGAAGAUUAACAGGGAUAUCUUCUGACUACUGCUGAUAUGUUAACAAUGAGGCCACAAAAGAUCAUGAUUCAAUAUCAUUGACAUUAGUAUCUGGAUUUCCGUUGUGCUGAUAUUAUGGCAGCUACUAGUACUCAAAUGGCUUACAAGUUGUGGAAAAAGGUCAGCCUGUUCUCUAUUUACAGGUUGACUUUUACAACCAGAGAUUCACCAGAUGGAAACAAACAUCUCUUCAGCAUGAUUUUGUUGCCCAAACUGGUGAGUUGUUGUGACUGGAGAUGCCUCCUCAACACAGAUCCACAAGAAUGAUGCCUAAUUCUCAUUUUUGUCACCUGGAUUAAAGCAUGUCAGAUGCUCCAAAAUGUUGUGAAAGGGAGGUAUUCUGCUAUCUUCCCCCUGUACCUGCCUUACACAUACAAACAAACAAACGAAUGAUGAACCUGACAUUUUCUCCUAGUAUAUGACCAAUCAAAAGUUGAGAAACAUUGGCACCUCCUUUUGGUUUAAACAAUUGCGCUUGAUAAGCAUUUUGUUUGAACAGCUAGCAAUCUUAAGCAAGUAAACCUUGCUGUAAAGUUUGGAUCAAAGUUGACUUGGAAGUGUAAACUCUCAUGGCUGGGGAGGGA